UUUACUAGUGCUUUUUAUAUAGCAUGCUGUAAAACUAGGCAAAUAUCUAGAUGAGUUGAUGUACCCUGUGGAAGAUCUCUGCAUAUCCCUGGUUGAGAACCACUGAUUUAGAGGAACCAGACUAAGAUGCAAGCAACCACUGGGGGGUGUCAGAAGAAGGGAGAUCUGCCUGGUUACUGCCAGGGGCUGGUGUGCAUUAGGUAAGAUAGAUAGACUGUUUUUAAUCCUUUUAUGCAUUGUUCCUACUGCAAAGGAAACAAUCGUUUGGGUUUUAAGAAGGCUGUCUAGUCAUUACAUUCACCACUGGUUGCAGAUUCUUAAUGGGAAGAAUGGCAGCUGCUGAACCCAGUCAGACCUAUUAGGCAAGCACAAUUAAUAGACUUGGCCCUGGCCUUCAGUAUCCUGUGAAACAGUGAGGGUGUGAUGAAGUGGGGAACUUUAAUAUUUUGUAUAAAUACAGUGUGUGCCUCAGUUUCCCCUAUAUGCUGCAUUGUCACUUUGGGGUGGAAAAGAGCUGUUUUCUCUAGUGAGGCCCAGAGAUGCAGGCAUGAUGGAUGACUAGCUGUCUCGAGUUUGGGACCCAGGUCAAUGGAGAGUCUGUGAACACAAUGGCAAACCCAAUCUCUGGGACAUUUGCUACCUGUGUUUGACCAGCCAGGGCACAAAGGACUGAGGAGAGGCCAGGUGGGACUGGCACCAGGAACUUGAACAAAGAGGAGAGAGGGACAGAGCUGGAGCCAAGGGGGUCACACUGCUUGGCUGGGGCUCUGGGCUAACCAUAAUGGACCAUGCUGUAACUUUCUUUUCUCUGUGCUAACCAAGGCCUUCCUAUGUUGUGUUCCAAUUGAUAAUAUACCCAACUGUUUCUUAGCACUGUGUGAGUGUCACUGCAGAUGCUGGUGGGGCUGCAUUGCUCUCUAAGAUAGUGCAAGUCUGCCUUUAUGGGACUUGCUGACCGGAGCUCAUGGUGGGAAGCAGAGUGGCUGAAGGGCCAGAGAUGCAGCCUAAGGAGGUGGUGAUGUUGCGUGGCUAACCCUGGAGGAAGAGUGAGAGCUUCGGGGGUCUGGCUCACUGAAGGGGUCCUCCCAGACACCAUUCCAAAGCUGGGGCCAUAGCACUCAUCCUGGGGAUCCGUGACAGGGCAUUCUAAGGAGAGGUAAAGGCAGGAGGACUUAAGGGGUGCGCCAAGAUCCGAAAAGGGACAGAGGUACAACUGACCCUGUAACCAUGACAACUUGUUGGGUUUUUUUGAAGCAGCUGCAUGGCAGUUCCUUCACAGCUCCCUUCCCGCUCAGGAGUGACUCAAAGGGAAAAGCAGCCCUCAUGAUUCACAAGCAGCACUUACAGCACUUCUAGGUGCAGGCUUGAGUCCCAGAGAGCCACAACUGGUAGUUCAAGCGUAACCUUAGUUGCUGGAGCGUGUACCUGGCCAGUGGUUCUUCAAACACUUUCAAACUGAAGGUUGCUUCUUUAUCUGAGACCUUCUUGGAUGCUCCCCACUGCACUGUCCUGCACCUUCCCUACGCAACAGUAGCACCUGGGUCCAUGAAAAAGCUCUUUGUGCAGGAUGAGGAAAGGCCUAGUCCAGGCAAGCUGAAUAGGGUCAAAACUCACCCUGCCUGGUCUGUGACUUCAUUAACAAACAAAUCAACAAUAAGAAACAUCUAUCCCAAGCAUCUGCUUCUAGGGACCCGGCUCAGCCCAUGGCCUAGGACGGGUAGCCAACCUGAGUCUGGGAAGGAGCCAGAAUUUACCAAUAUACAUUGCCGAAGAGCCACAGUAAUAUGUCAGCAGCCCCCAUCAGUUCCCCUGCUCCCGCUCUCCCAGGGCCUCCCACCCACUGGCAAUCGGCGCCUCCCCCUCCCUCCCCUGGGAAUGUAAAAGACGUUAACUGAGUCCAGGACCCAAGGCAGACAGAGGAAUAGAAAGAACUCUGCUUGGAACCUUUGCCCACGGGACAUUUUCCCCCAUCCCUCAGAAUGCAGCUUUCGCUGAAGACUGCCAAGGCACAGCAGAAGCUUUUUAGGCGGCCAGGCUGCCUCUGAUUUCAGGAGCACAUGCUCAGGCUUGGAAGGAUUCAAUUUUUGUUAUCAGUAAAUGUUGGCAAACAUCGAUGUCACCGCACACCAACAAACCGGCAAACAAAUAUUUCCAGUGGUGAUAACAGAAAUUUACAGAUAGGCGAAGUAAGACAAAUGCUGCUUGGGAACUUCAGAGUCAGCUUGAAGAAUAUUUACUCUGUAUGUUCUGACAUAUGAUGCUGACAAUUUGUGCUUUGAUCGUUAUAAUGUUUUAACUUUUCGAAUAUCGGGGGCUACUGUCAUCAAAUAACAAUUGUCUGAUCCCCUCGACUUCGCACAACUGUGAAACUUUAAAUAGAUAGUAAAAAAAAAACCCCAAAAACCUUAAAAAUAAAUAUUGAUCCCACCCGUCAAACCUGUUAAAAAAGAAAUCAACUUCUGUCAAGCUGCUCAUGCUCCAUUGAGUACCUGCCAGCUGUGUCCCCUUCCUUUCGUCCAGACUGUGAGGUCACUGCAGAGUUCUGUGAUGAUACAGCAAAGAACCUUCUGAGCCACGCAGGGAACAAGGAGAAGCCAAGCUGGACUCAUGAAUCCUCAGAGCCCAGAGAGUGCUUCCCAAACCAAAGUCAGCUCCCCAUUUACGCUGCUUCCCCGAGCUGAUGCCAUUCGCUCCAAGCUGAUCUACACUUUCUACUUGAUCGACCACCUUCAGGGACUGAGCCAUGCCAUCCCACGGCACAAUAUCAAGGAUUUCCUUGACCCCAAGAAGCAGAGGAAGCUGAUGCUCACAGACCAUAACCAGCUGGUUCGUUUCAACAUCACCCCAGUCAGGAACACCAUCAUCACCCCGGAGAAACGCCUGCGUAACCGCGUCCAAGUGCGCUGCAGCCGCUGGCCUCCCCUGACCAUGUGGGCAUCCUGGGUCCUGAACAGUACCAUCUUCAAAAGCUUCAUCAUCUGUCUCAUCUUCCUGAACAUGCUGGUUCUUAUGAUCAAGAGCGAGGUGAUGAACAGGAUGGAUGUCAGCCUGGUGAACCUGAAGCUCGCCUUAGAAGUGACUGUCUGGGUCAUCCUCCUCAUUUUUAUCAUGGAGAUUUUGCUGAAUUGGAUUGUUAGUUUCAGAGGCUUCUGGAAAAGCAGCUGGAAUGUCUUCGACUUCAGCAUUACCAUAGUGUCCGUGAUCCCCGAGUUCCUGGACAUCGUUGGCGUAACCAACAAGAUAGCUGCCAUGAGUUUCAUCAGGGCCUUCCGCAUCCUCCGCACCUUAAAGCUCUUCUCCAAAUUCCGGCAAGUUCGGGUGAUCAUCCUGGCAAUAGCAAAGACCUUGAAGGCCAUGACCUUCAUCCUGCUGCUCUUGCUGGUUUUCUUCUAUGUGUUUGCUGUAUCUGGCAUCUUCUUCUUUGAGAGCUACAGUCGGUCAGACCGCACCGACCUGGAGUUCAGCAUGUAUUUCAGGGAUAUCCCCAACACCUUGGUGACACUGUUCAUCCUCUUCACCAUGGAUCACUGGUAUGCCCUGCUCCAGGACACCUGGAAGAUACCUGAGAUGAACAAGGUCAUCAGCAGCCUCUAUAUCAUCCUCUGGCUGCUGAUUGGAUCCUUCAUGUUCAGGAACAUCUUUGUGGCAAUUAUGGUGACUAAUUUCCAGAUGAUCCGGAGUGACCUGGCUGAAGAGGUGAAGCAGAUAGAGGCCCAGAAGAAAGCAGAUUUAUUUAAAACACAGAUUAUAGAGAGGAGACACAGCCAGCCCAUCUCAGCAGACAGCCCACAGAUGCCCUUGCAGGUCUCAGGCUUGGAGGUUUGCCCAGGAGCAGAGGCAGCCCCUAGUGCGCAGCAGCCGGAGUACAUGGUGGUAGCGAAGCAGAGUGUGAAGGACUUGGACUGGGAGACGUACAUCCACCAGAACCUGCAGAGCCUGGUGGAGGUCAAUGAGGAUGGGUGGGUGGUGUGGCCCAGCGACUCCCUCUUCCGCUACUUUGAACUGCUGGAGCAGCUGCAGCACAACCUCGAAGAGCGCAAGAGGCUGCAGCAUUAUGCAGUCAUGGCCUUAUUAAACAUGGAGGACAAGUAAGGAGCCAUGUCCAAGGGACUCCGUGCAGCAGGAGAGCCCUUCCCACAAGGGGAGAAGUCAGCACCACUAUGCUACAGAGAGAACUACAGAACUGCCAGCAGGAACAGCUGCCCCAACUCCUCUCUCCCCUGGAUUUCUGCAUUCCCCCUCCAAUCCCCACACCAAUCCUGUUGCAGGCUCAAGGCAGCUGGCCUUAGAGGCAGUGUUUAAGACCUGGGCUAGAUUAAAUAGAAAGUAGCUGACCUUUGUAUUCUUGGCAGCAUGGACUGAUUACACCGCUGAUUCAGCCUUCCUCCCCAGGGGUCAGCCCUCCAUUCCCUUCCCUUAGCUGUGGCUGCUCCCCCCAGCACAAGUGCCCCACAAGCCUGCCUCCCUUUUCCCUUGGGGUGAUGAAGGCUAACUGCACCAUGGUUGGCAUGCUGGAGCUGCCGACCUUCAACAAGGAUGCUGGGUCUGGGGCAACUCAAGAACCAGCCUCCAAGCUGCAGGCCUUGCCCAGCCUGUGCUACAUAGUAGUGCUUUGGGGAGGGUGGGGAAGUGCUUCCCCUCAGCUCUCUGCAGGAAGUGGCCAGCAGUGGCAGAUAGGGAAGGGAAGGGAAGGGAUGGCAGAGCCUAGAUUCUUUAUAGAUCCAGUUUACAGGAUUCUCAUCUGCUCUUGCCCACAGCAGCAGUUCCUUUGGGGUCCCCCAUUACUGGUGCCACCCCCAUCUGCUAGCAUCAGGAAAGCAAAGAGGCAUGGGCUAGAGGUCAGCACUGCUACUGUGGGAAGUGGGGCUCCGUUCCCAGUUCCUCCAGGACAGGCUGCAAGAUCACAGGGAAGUCUCUCCAUCCAUAGAACAGGGUUAAGGCCCAGCUCACAGGAACACAGAUUGAUUCUUCAGCCGGAGACCAGGCUUGUCUCAAACUCAACCCGGGCACUGCAUUCCCUGCAGCACCUGGGUUGUGACCCUGGGUACUGCCCAGUGGCUGCCUGGGGGAAGCAUCUCCUCCUCUGGGGGAUGAGCCAUUGUGCCCGAAGAGCAGUCCUCUGUCCU
Messenger RNA from Chelonia mydas (Green sea turtle), 5126 nucleotides. RefSeq names its product cation channel sperm associated 2 (gene CATSPER2). The transcript is spliced from 13 exons. Gene Ontology annotation, biological process: fertilization; sperm capacitation; flagellated sperm motility. Lineage: Eukaryota; Metazoa; Chordata; Testudines; Cheloniidae. The record is from RefSeq and is a predicted model, not a curated record. Bases 2608 to 4092 code for a protein of 494 amino acids. Gene Ontology annotation, cellular component: membrane; CatSper complex. Gene Ontology annotation, molecular function: calcium-activated cation channel activity.